Acipenser ruthenus (sterlet) is the source of this 4920-nucleotide messenger RNA. RefSeq names its product forkhead box protein G1-like. Lineage: Eukaryota; Metazoa; Chordata; Actinopteri; Acipenseriformes; Acipenseridae. The transcript has 2 exons. The record is from RefSeq and is a predicted model, not a curated record. Bases 182 to 1414 code for a protein of 410 amino acids. Gene Ontology annotation, biological process: regulation of transcription by RNA polymerase II. Gene Ontology annotation, molecular function: DNA-binding transcription factor activity; sequence-specific double-stranded DNA binding. Gene Ontology annotation, cellular component: nucleus.
AGGUUCAACCAAUUUUUUUACAGUCUAGUGUCUGUGGCUCCGUAAUUAAUUGUAGCUGCUGUCUCUUAUCGACGUGUUUUUAGAGAACAUGAAGUAGUUGUUUUUUUUUACUACAGGAGUUGCCAGCGGAUGAGAUUGAGGUCCAACUGUGCUGCUGCUGUUGCUAUUUUACUUAUGUGUGAUGUUGGAUAUGGGAGAAAGGAAAGAAGUGAAAAUGAUUCCUAAAUCAUCGUUCAGUAUAAACAGCCUGGUGCCUGAAGCCGUCCAAAGUGACAACCACCACAGAUCAGCCCCCGAAGAACACGAGAAACAUCUUUUGCCCAACCCGGUGCAGGACUCAAAGCCCGAGAACAUUGACAAUACGAAUGAAAAUAGUUCGCCCGAGUUACCUUGCUCGGAAGAAAAGGAAAAGCAGGAAGAGAAAAAAGUGGAGUGCAAAGAAGGGGACGGUGGUAAAGACGGGGAAAAGAAAAAUGGCAAAUAUGAAAAACCACCUUUCAGCUACAACGCUUUAAUCAUGAUGGCUAUUAGACAAAGCCCGGAGAAACGAUUGACACUUAAUGGCAUCUACGAAUUUAUAAUGAAAAAUUUCCCUUAUUAUAGAGAAAACAAACAGGGCUGGCAAAACUCCAUCAGACACAACCUGAGCCUGAACAAAUGUUUUGUAAAAGUUCCAAGACACUACGACGACCCCGGUAAAGGGAACUACUGGAUGCUGGACCCUUCUAGCGACGAUGUGUUCAUAGGUGGCACAACUGGAAAACUUCGUAGGAGAUCGACAACCUCUAGAGCCAAACUGGCUUUUAAACGGGGAGCUCGCCUUACUUCUACGGGUCUGACAUUUAUGGAUAGGGCCGGUUCCUUGUACUGGCCAAUGUCUCCUUUCCUUUCGCUCCAUCAUCCCCGGGCCAGCAGUGCUUUGAGUUACAAUGGGACGACCGCUGCUUACCCUAGCCACCCAAUGUCUUACAGCUCGUUAUUGACUCAGAGCACUUUGGGAAACAACCACUCGUUUUCUGCCACAAAUGGGCUAAGUGUAGAUAGACUUGUAAAUGGAGACAUUCCUUAUGCCACUCAUCACCUCACAGCAGCAGCCUUGGCUGCCUCCGUGCCAUGUGGUUUAUCAGUGCCCUGCUCAGGCACGUAUUCCUUAAACCCUUGUUCAGUAAAUCUUUUAUCAGGACAGGCAAGUUACUUUUUCCCUCAUGUCCCACACCCUUCAAUGACUUCUCAAAGCAGCACUUCAAUGACGGCCAGGGCAGCCUCCUCCACGUCUCCACAGGCUCCUUCAUCUCUCGCCUGUGAGUCUUUAAGACCCUCUUUGCCAAGUUUCACUACAGGCCUUUCUGGAGGACUUUCUGAUUACUUCCCACAUCACAGUCAGGGGUCUACUUCAAACCCUCUUAUACACUAACAAACUGGAUCAGACUACCCUAUGUGUGGCAAUACAGCAAAAUGGAACUGUCCUAUUUCAGCAAAAAAAAAAACCAUUGCAUUAUGUCUGUAAAUUCUGCAUGUAUAUGUUGUUACUGCAAGUGCUUGUAUUUGUUAACGUGAAAACCCUUGUGGUUUGUGAAAGUUUAGAAUAUCAUGUAUAAGAUGAUGUUUUUGUAGGCCUAUACGUGGGACAACAUUGCUGGUAAUUGUAAAUCACAUGACUUGAAUAGCAGCUUCAUACAGUUCAGACUUAUUUCCAUGACAGCUAUCCAGUAUCUUAAUAUAAUAUAAACAGCAUGUUCCAAUACCGGCAUUAAAUGUGAAAUGCUGGUGUCAUUUAUGUCCUGAAUAUUCCAUCUAUUCUAUCAAGCUUUAAUUAAUUGGUCGCUUUCAGAAAUAAUUUGACAUAUCGUUUAGUAAGCAUGUAAGAUGCGGUGAAAUAUCUGUUGCACUCCUUUAAUGAGACAUUAUUGUAAUAAAAAAAAUACUCACCAUUUCUUAUUGGCUGUUAUAACCUCUUUUUUGGGGGGACUAUCUUUGUUAUCCUAAAGUGUUCUCCCUGUAACAGCUACUCUUUAUGACGUAAAUACAUAAAACACACCGACAUGCACAUGGUAUGUACAGAAACACAAACUGUCCGCAGAAAAAAAUAUUCUCAUUUUUUUAAAUAAAUGAAGUGUGUGUGAGUUUGCUUGUAAUUGUAAUUAUGUUUCUAUUCCUGCAAUAAAUGUUUGAAAACUUCUUCUAGACCUUCAUGGAAGAUUUUAAGCUUAUCUCUCCUGCAACAUUUUCACAUCUGCGGGCUUGUAGUGAAAACAUGAAGGGGCUCAUGGGAAUACAAUACAUUUACAAAUCUCUACAAUCUAUGGUAUGACAGUGCUGGAAUUGUUUCUUUUCAACUACCGUCUAACACAGUAAGCAAUAUUGGGGGAAAAAAAUACAUAUGUAUUUGUGAAACAAAAUAGAAAACUUUCUUGACAAUUGUAAUUUUUAAAAUGUAUUUCUGUUAGAAAAAUAGGGCUCACAUCGCGCUGAAGUUUUAUUUUCUAUAUUUAUUUAAACUUUUAUUAUUAUUAUUAUUAUUAUUAUUAUUAAUAAAAGAUAGGCCUAUCUGUAGAAUUUAAAUAUUUAAUCUCAUUUGCAUGGGGGUCCAAUGUCUGUCACAGAAAAAUGAAUUUGAAAAGCCGAUUAAAUGACCUUAAAUAUGGACAUUUCAUGGUUUUUUUAUGUUCCUGUUGUCUGUACAAGGAGUCCUUCGAGAGAGUAUUUCAUUUGUUCUUGGUGACCUGCAUUGGGAAUACCUGUCCAUGGAAAUGAACAUGCAUAUUUUAUCAAAGCUCUGAAUCUGACAGGUAAAUUACAUUUCCACCGCUAAAAGGGAAUGAUCAAAAAGAAAAAAAAGGUCACAAUCUAGCUUUGACAUGAACCCUCACAUAAAGGAAAAGCACACUUGCACUCAUUUGGCUCAGCAUCUGAACAGCCUCGUUAAAUCAAGAUAACCUUUAACCCCUUUAAAAUACACCCAUUCUCAGUGCUAAAUAUUGUCGUUUGUUUUACAGCGAAAUGGGAAGGUUCUUGCAAAAUGGCAUAAAUAUAAAUUUCAAAUAAAUUAACUGAUGUAUAUUUGUGUCUCCUGUUUACUUUAUCCAAGUUAUUUAUUUUCUGUCUUAAUAUAUCGAGUUUAUUUACAAAAUGUUUCAAGCUCACAGGGUAUAAUUUGCUUGUUUCAUUUAUGAAAUCUCAGGUGACUCUUGGAACAUUUCAAAUAGAGGUUAUUUUUUUAUAUACAUUCAUGUCAUGUGUUCACAGACUCUAAGUAAUUUGUUAAACACCUGAAUGAUUUGUUAGAAAUUUUAUCAAUGUGUCACAUGAAUCUGCAGGAAUCCAAAUAUGACUCUCACAUUUUUUUUUUAUCUGAAACUAAUUACUCCAAAAUCAGAUUGCAUAUAAUUAUUCAAACAGUGUCUUUUCAUCACCCACCUCCAUUGAAAGCAUAAGUAAAGAGCUAUAUGGAUUAUUCUCAAAUGACAAAACAAAUACCACUUGAAUCGUAUCGUUAAACUUUAAAGCAAACAGCUUUUCAUUGUCAUGUUCCACUCCAGAAAAACAAAAUGCUUUUAAAAUGUGGAAUCUUUCACCUUUUUCCUAGUGAGCCGCAAAGAAAGAAGAUGGGUAUAAUUUUUUUUUUUUUUUUUUGCAGGGGUGAAGUAGGUUGUCUGUCAGUUGAGUUUAGGCGACAGUCUGUCUACAGACUGUAAGAUGAUCUGCCCAGUGCCAGAGGAAAGCAGGCAGGAUUCCUGGCUUGCAAGCUCAGCUAUUGAUCUACCUCAGCCACCUAAACAAUGCCUCACCUGUUUGCCUUGUCCAUACUUUAUUUUACGCAGUCUAAUGCUUGUUUUGUUUGACUUUUCUUUUAUUUCUGUGGAUCUGAGCUUUGAUACACUUUGGGGAGUACAUAAACACAGUGUUGUACUUGAACAUCACUAUACUUCAGAGUACUCUGGUGGCUUAGGACCACCAUCUCGCUAUACAAGCAUGGCUCUGUUAUAGAAAAUUAUUAGCGGGUGACUAAAGAAUUAGGCCACAAACAAAAGUUUUUGAUUCAGCAGACUAGUGUCCAAUAACAUAAAAUGUGAGAUGCUACAAAUUACUCCAUUAUGGCUCCCAGUUAACUACUUUUUUCCUUGAGCUGGUUGUUAAACACAUCGAGAUUAGUUACUGUGCUUGUUAGAUUUCCAGCCACCUUUUUAUGUCUUUGCACAGAUAUACAGUGUACUGCCUCAAGGGCUAUCGGAACAGAAAACGAGACUCAUUUUCUUAGACAAUCAUUAUAUAAAUAUAUUACCACCACUUAUUAACAGUUUGUCAUUUCCUGCUGACAACUCUUCCAACUUUGCCAGCAGGCAAAAUGUCAGACAACUAUCUUGUGCUGUUAUGAGCUAACAAGGGCAAACUAAAAUUCCUUUGUGAACAAGACUUCAGGGUAAGACUCCAUCAGACACCUACGUACAUAUUUUUCUUUUUUUUCAAAAUGUCAAAGUUUUAAAAAUGUAAUUGGUACACUACCUCAUGGGAGUCAGAAACAACUGCAUAGGAGGCUAAGAGAUAUGACAUGAAUAUGCUGUUGCAUUAGGGAAAGGAAGAUUAUAAAUAGAUAGUACAAUGUUGAUUAUUGCAGUCAGCCAGGAGUAUUCAUGCUGAAUUUAACAGGUAAUAUUAACUAGUUUGAAUAGCAAGAUUGCACAAAAUUGUAAAUUUAAAAAAAAAAAAGUAUUUAUGUAAGUAAACACAUUUUUCUAAUAAAGUUCAAACAGGUGUCAUAAAUUACUUUAACUACAUGGUCAAAUUGUUCAAAUGAAAUGCAUGUAAGUACCAGUUAUGGAGGUGACUUUGCUGUAUGGAUUCAAGACAAAUGACUGACAUCACCAAAAGCUACACACUUAUUCUUGAAAAAAAAAAUUACUGAAUCAAAGAGGGACUCGU